AUGAAGCAUGCAGAAGGAAGAUUUCGUGCACCAAAGGAAGAAUUGAAAGCCAAUAAAGGAGUUAUAGCGGCAAUAAAACCCCUAAGUGGUGAAGAGGUGGAAUCUGAUGAAGAAGAUAUGGGUCCUCCUCAGGCCUGCCGACUGGGGGGAGGAGGGGAGGGCUUUUACGAGGAAGGCAAGGCACUUACACGGUAUGCAGCAGUAAGAAUAGCCGAUGAAAAGGUUUUUAAGGAACAGUGCGUAGCUCAUUCAGCACAAGCUGCUGAAAUUGUAGUGGUAGCAUUGGAAAAUAUGCCAGCGGAUGAAACGGUGGCUAUUUUCACAGAUUCUGAAUGGGUUUUGAGAGCAAUAGUGACUUGGAUGCCUCAGUGGCAAAAGAGGGGCAUGAAAUCAGCAGAUGGUAAAUACAUUGCUCAUGCUGAAAAGUUGAUAUACUUGUGGGAUUUAUCACAACAAAGGACACAGCCACUAUUUAUGGGAAAAGUAAAAGCCCAUGAGAAAAAUGUUGAAGAAGCUCAGUGGAAUAAGAAGGCAGAUGAACAAGCUAAAGAAGGAGCCAAACAGGGGAUAGUAUGGCAGCCACAAUCCCAAUAG
This is a messenger RNA of Terrapene triunguis (Three-toed box turtle), 594 nucleotides long. RefSeq names its product ribonuclease H-like. The record is from RefSeq and is a predicted model, not a curated record. Bases 1 to 594 code for a protein of 197 amino acids. NCBI's taxonomy places the organism in Eukaryota, Metazoa, Chordata, Testudines, Emydidae. Gene Ontology annotation, molecular function: RNA-DNA hybrid ribonuclease activity; nucleic acid binding. The transcript has 2 exons.